AUGUCUUUCUCUCAAGACAGCUCGAAUCCCUCCUUCUCGAUGUCCGCGUACAUGGUUCCCUCCCGACAAUCCUCAUACUCCCAGUCCCAGUCCGACGAUGAGCUCGCCUCUCUCCCUUCAGAAUCUACAAACGACUCCGACCUCGAUACCUUGUCGGAAUAUUCAUCCGAUGCCGAGGCAGAAUGGCAGGAAAGCAUUGAACAACUGGAGCUGCUUCUGAGUAUGGUCCUGGUACCUUUCCUUGGGAAAUACCUGGGACGACGAUGCGCAUAUUGGAGUUGGACGCGAUUCAUGGAGUGGAAGUUCCCCGUUGAGGUGGUGAUGCAGAACCCGGGCGCAUUCAAAGCAGCGGGUGUGGUCGAGGCGGCUGCGACUCUAUGA
This is a messenger RNA of Penicillium roqueforti, 381 nucleotides long. RefSeq lists its product as uncharacterized. Gene Ontology annotation, biological process: protein insertion into mitochondrial outer membrane; mitochondrial outer membrane translocase complex assembly. The transcript is spliced from 2 exons. NCBI's taxonomy places the organism in Eukaryota, Fungi, Ascomycota, Eurotiomycetes, Eurotiales, Aspergillaceae. Bases 1 to 381 code for a protein of 126 amino acids. The record is from RefSeq and is a predicted model, not a curated record. Gene Ontology annotation, cellular component: mitochondrial outer membrane.